Molecule: messenger RNA, 1542 nt
Organism: Heterobasidion irregulare TC 32-1
Lineage: Eukaryota; Fungi; Basidiomycota; Agaricomycetes; Russulales; Bondarzewiaceae
Exons: 4
Coding region: 1-1542 (513 amino acids)
Biological process (GO): regulation of DNA-templated transcription
Molecular function (GO): DNA-binding transcription factor activity
Source: RefSeq, a predicted model, not a curated record
AUGCCCCACUCCUCCCCCGCAGACCCCUCCCCCUCCCCCUCCUCAGACUCAAAGUCCCUCACCCCCCAGCGCAAGCAUCGAAAGAUGCUCAAGGACGGCACCAGCGAGGUCUGGCCAGAGUCCGUCGAGAAAAUUUUCGUUCAAGGCCUCCGCCAGUACUGGGACUCCCCCUGGGCAACCUACUCCCGCGGCCGCAGCCGCUGGCGCAAUCAGUUCCUCGUCGACUUUCUCGCCUCCAACGGCAUACAGCGCACAAAGAAGCAGGUCGCGAGCCACAUACAGGUCCUGCGCAACAUGUGGAAGGGCGAGCCAGAAUAUCAGCUCGUCGCUGGCGGCGAGGAACUUUUCCAGGAGAACGGUCUCCUGGCGCCCGCCAAUUUGAAGGAGCGCAGCCCCGAUUCCGUCGCUUCCGAGAUCUCAGUCAAGGAGGAACAGAGGGACGCCUUCUCCCCGCUCACCCCCGCCACCCCAAAUUCCGCCUCCGAUUACUCGUUUGACGACAUGCGCGGGUCGCACCUCCCGUCCUCAGGCGCCCUCGCCUUCUCCCCGCAUCCGCGCUCGUCCCAGCUCUACCUCACCCCACUCUCGCCCUUCUCCUCACCGUCCCGCGUCGCCGAGCAACGCCCCGCCAAAGACGAGUCCCUCGCGCUCUCCUCACCGUUCAUAUUCCCCGAAACCUCCCGCACGCCCUUCUCCACCUUCCCCCUGCCGCUCUCGCACCUCCCCCCCAAUUCUCUUUCCAGCCUCUCUCUCUGGGCCGACGGCAUGCAGCCGCUCACCGUCGACGUCGACCGCCUCGUCGACGCCUCCCGCUCUCCCGUACACCCAUCCGCAGCGGUGCGCGUCUGCCUCAACAUCAAGCUGUCCCUCGCCCCGCUCGACACGCCCGGCGCGCCAAUGCUCUACGGCUUCCAGGCCGCGCUCACGUUCGCCGCGCCGUGGACCUCCACCGCGCAGUGCAUCACCCGUGUCCACGGCGCCGACGGCUCGCAGCAGGAGGAGGUCGGCACAUUCGAGGCAUUGGCGCCUGGCGGCACCGCAGCCACGGCGGCGUCCUCGGGCGCGUCGCCGGCAGGCGGUGGGAACGCCAGCCAGCCUGUCGCCGCUCUGUUUCCAGAUUCGUGUCUUGCCCGAUGCAGAUGGCUGCCUGCAGGCGUCGAGACGCGCAUCACGCAGCAUGUCAUCGUCGACAACGAGGAGCUCGCGUACAUCGUGUACGAGCUUCACCGGCCGUUCGACGCCGUGCCCGCGGCCGAGUUUGUCGGGUUCAACAUGGAGUCCCGCACGCGGACCCCGCUGCCUCUGUCGCAUCGGCCCCAGCCGUCCUCCUCCUCCGUGGACCUCCUCUCCCCCGCCUCGUCGCUCUACCCCGUCAACUGGAGCUCGCCCUCGACGCCGUUCACCCCGCGCAUGGACGAGGCGCCGUUCUUCUCGUGUCCGCAGUCCAACACCGGCGCCCCCCUCCCGCACCUGUCCCCCUCGGACAUGGCGCACACGCACACGCCACAUUACUCUUAUCCCUCUUCCGCCCUGUUCUCGUAG